CCCAUUUUGACUCUUGGACACACUGCAUAUCGACUAGCGUCUGCUUAUCUGAAACCUAACCCUUCUUCUCCGUUCCGAUCGAAUCUUCUACUCCGAAUCCAUCCAUGGCGGAAUCCGAUAAGACCAACUCUUUAUCUGAGGAUUAUCUUCUUAAGGAUAUAGAAGAGAAGCUAAACGUAGGUACGGAACCUGGGGACAAAAGUGCUGAAAAGGAUGCUGUCACUGCAGAUCCUGUUGAGUCUCCUGCCGCUACAGAUUCUGUCGAGUCCUCCGACAAUUCUGCAGUCAGUGAAAGUGUCACUGCAUCUGCAGAUAGCAGCCAAGGUUCUGAUGCUGCUGCUGAAGAAAAUGUCGUGGAAACCGACAGUUCUGAUAAGGAUGUCCCUGUGCCGCCUCCAGCUGCUACCGAAGAAAGCAGUGAAAAUGCCGAAGAAGGAAACAUCGAUGAAGAAAAACCAGAGAUAAAGCUGGAGACAGCCCCUGGAGAUUAUCGUUUUCCAACUACAAAUCAAAGCAGGCACUGCUUUACCAGAUACGUUGAGUACCAUCGGUGUGUGGCUGCAAAGGGAGAAGAUGCUUCUGAAUGUGAUAAGUUUGCAAAAUACUAUCGGUCACUUUGCCCAGGCGAAUGGGUGGACAGAUGGAAUGAACAAAGAGAGAAUGGUACAUUCCCAGGCCCUCUGUAGAAUGAAUGAAGAAUUCCAGAAGCAAAUUCUUGAGAUUACAGUGAGAAACUUAAUAAACCAUGUUUUAAAACCGAAUCGGUUCGAGUUAUGUGACCAUUUGACUCCCAUCUUUUUUGUAAUAUUCCAUCAAGAGGAUCUGAUCUGAGUUUCAUGAUUGAACAUGAUAUCCUUACAAAUUAUAAUAAUCCCUUUGUUUUCAUGGACCA
Messenger RNA from Cynara cardunculus var. scolymus (artichoke), 892 nucleotides. RefSeq names its product cytochrome c oxidase subunit 6b-1-like. Lineage: Eukaryota; Viridiplantae; Streptophyta; Magnoliopsida; Asterales; Asteraceae. The record is from RefSeq and is a predicted model, not a curated record. Gene Ontology annotation, cellular component: mitochondrion; respiratory chain complex IV. Bases 105 to 686 code for a protein of 193 amino acids. The transcript is spliced from 5 exons.